This is a messenger RNA of Adineta steineri, 1329 nucleotides long. NCBI's taxonomy places the organism in Eukaryota, Metazoa, Rotifera, Eurotatoria, Adinetida, Adinetidae. The record is from the annotation of a GenBank genome assembly.
AUGUUCACAACUGCUUAUCGAAAUAAUCAUUCUUCGACAUCAUUUCCAAAACGAAAUAUCCGUACAUCAACAACAGUAAAUGCAAUGACAAACGAACAGUCAAGAUUUCCAUUACGAGCAAAUCAUCUUCGUGUUCCAAUACCACCUAUAGGUGAACCAUUAUCAAUAAAUUCAACUAAUAUGAAACAUUCUGCAUCGUCACAAUGUUUAACAUCACCACGUCAUCAUUUUAAUACAAAUGAAAGUGUAUCAGUAAAAUCUUCAAAAAAGAUAUAUACAUUUAGUAAUCUACCAUGUGAACUUCCACGCUAUAGAAGAUCAUCACAUAGUAGCGUAUUACAGCAACGUGUAUCAUCAGCACCUGAUGAAAAUUCUCCACGUUCAAGAUUAAAUCAACCAAAAUCAUCAUCAGCAAAUGAAUCAUUAACACCACGUUUAUAUGUUGAUGGAAUUAAUCCUUCUAAACGAAUAAUAGAUUCAAGAAAUCAUAUUUUAAAAUAUGAUGAACAACAAAAACAUUCUUUAAAUGCUCUUAUAAAAGAACAAGAAAAAUCCAACGUUCCUAAAGCGGUACAAAAACGACGAAUUGUUUUACUUUUUCCUCGUUCACCAAAAAAUUCAGAACAUUUUAAUUCACCAAAAAAUUCAGAACAUCGUAAUUCACCAAAAAAUCCAGAACAUUGUAAUCCACCAAAAGUUGAUAAUGAUCAAAAUAGAAAUUUUCCAUCAUCAUCAUCAUUAAUAAUUCCAAAUACUAUUCCAGUUUCUGAACCAUCCGAUUCAUCGGUUAAUAUUAGUCCAGAGAUGGCUGAUUCAUUACAAUUAGCUGCAAUUCUUGCUGAAAUGCAAUUAGAUUCACAAUCGACUUCAAAUGAAUCAUCAUCAUCAUCAUUACCAAAAAAUUCACAUAUAACAUUAGAUGCAAGUAAAUAUGAUUAUGUUGCUGCCAAUGCAUUAGAUACAGCAACAUUUAAAUUAUCACCACGUACAUUAAAACCUGAUGAAGAAUUUGCCGCAAAAAAACGUUUUGCUCAAUAUCAUCAAAAUGAAAUGCGUGAAAGUUCUAAUGCUAAAAUGCCAUCUUUAAUAGCAUCGAUUGUUACCGAUAAUAAUAAUACAAUAGGAAAUGGUAUCGAUAUUGGACAAACUUUUACAUUUAAAUUCAAUACAACAACUGAUACAAUUAAAAAACAAAGUUCUAUUGAUGCUGAUGAUGAUGCAUUUGAAUCAACAACGGAUAGUGAACUACUUCGACUUUGUUAUGAUGCAACGCUUAAACUUCUCUAUGAUCCAAAUACGGGAAAAUAUUAUGAUUUGUCAUCGGCAUAA